CGACUUGACCGCCGCGCGUGUUGUUUCUAUACGGAGUGUUUUCGUUUUUAGCGGCGGUGAGCCCGACAGUACACAAAAAAUAGUUGUCUUAAGGACACCACUGGAGACUGAACGUCUUAAUUGGGUGUAAACAAAGUUUUUAACUAAUUACUAAAGUCUGGCAGCUUAAGUAAGCACAAGAGACGUUGAUAAAUAAUUUAUUUAAAAAUAGAGAGCAAGUUAAAAUUUAAAAAUUUAAAAAAAAAAAAAAAGUGAAACGCGUGCCUGCAGCUACAAGUGUGACCGGUUGUUUUACUCAGUUGGAGUUGUCUUGUCAGUUGUUUUUAUUUUUGUUUUAUACUUUUAUUAUUAUUAUUAUUAUUAUUACGUCGUAAUCUCUUUGUUUCGAAUUUAAUUUAAAGCCGGGGGUGUUUUAGAGUUUGAGUGUUCGGAUCGUGCCAAGUACAGUUUGAUAUAAUAAUAAUAAUAAUAAUUAUUGUUUAUUACUGAUGACAGAGUUUAGUAUUUAGUGAUUGUUAUUGUUAGAAAUAUUAUAUUGUUGUGAAUUUUCGGUUUUUUGUAAAAAGUUUAAAGUUUGUGAGAACGUUGAGUGGCCGAUGUUGGCGCGACGACGAGCCCCGAGUAAAGGCGUUUCUUUGGAAACAGUCGCGUGGUGGCUCUGGUGAACGCUUAUUAUAAUACACACGGGGGUGAUCGACCUGGUUGAUUAGCUUACCAACUUCGGGGAUCAUUUUCGGUCUGCCGCAGAUCGAAGGGCAGAAUGCCGAGCCACGGGUACGACCGCUGAUUUAUUGAGAGAGCCCAAGGGCUUUAAUAAAUACUUGAAAGGAUGCUCUUUCAAUUUAAAAUUUGGGCCUUGGUGGGCCUGCUAUGUCAGCACGCACUUGCAUGGCCUCAAGACCCUGUGCCUCGACUUCAUAUAAAGCACCGCGAAGUAAUCGGGCAACGGUUCUUGGGCAACGAGAGUCACGUGGAGCACUUCAAACUUCUUGAACGAGCGCCGACUUUUAUCCUGAUUGGUGCAAGAAAUGCCAUUUACAAUAUCAGUCUUCACGAUCUCUCGGAAAUCUCUGAUCAGAGAGUUCAGUGGUCGAGUUCAGCGGCUCACAGGGAGAUGUGUAAUUUAAAAGGUGCAAGUGAAGACGAUUGUCAAAAUUACGUACGAGUAUUUGGCCGUCAAGGGCCGAAUAAAUUCAUCGCUUGCGGCACCAACGCUUAUAAGCCACAGUGCAAGCAAUUUGUGCGCACGAACGGCUCUUACGUGGGUUCAGGAGAGAGUGAUGGCCUCGGCCUCUGUCCCUACGAUCCUCAGCACAACAGCACAGCAGUUUUCGCCGGUGGACAAUUAUACGCGGCAACAGUGGCUGAUUUUUCCGGCGGUGAACCCUUGAUACACCGACAAAAAAUACGAACAGAACGUUCAGAUCUCAAUCAAUUAAACGGUCCGAACUUUGUUAGCUCGUUCGCGUACGGAGAUUAUGUCUUUUUCUUUUAUCGAGAGACAGCUGUAGAGUACAUGAACUGUGGAAAGGCGGUUUAUUCACGGGUAGCCAGAGUGUGCCAACAUGAUAAAGGUGGUCCACAUGCCUUUAGCGACAGAUGGACGACCUUCCUAAAAGCUAGACUCAACUGCUCAGUCCCAGGGGAAUAUCCCUUUUACUUCAAUGAAAUACAGUCAAUGAGUGACCCGACAGAGGGUUUUUACGCAGGUCGUCACGAUCAGUUGAUUUACGGGAUUUUUACGACACCAGUAAAUUCAAUUAGCGGAUCAGCAGUGUGCGCUUUUUCAAUGAGCAGUGUUCUCGACGUCUUCCAGGGUGCAUUUAAAGAACAAGAAACAAUAAACAGCAACUGGCUCCGCGUACUUCCAGAAAAAGUCCCAGAACCACGUCCCGGUGCUUGCGUAAAUGACUCAAGAACGCUUCCAGACAUAACUGUUAAUUUUGUCAAGACCCAUCCACUAAUGGACGACGCUGUGCAGUCGUUCUUCACCCUCCCUGUCCUCACCAAAGUCAGUUUCAAUUAUAGAUUCACGAGGGUUGCUGUUGAUCCCCAAGUUAAAGCUCUCGAUGGCAGAACUUAUGACAUACUUUACAUAGGAACUGACGAUGGACGAGUUAUCAAAGCUCUCAACACAAAAGCACCUGACUCAUUAGCAGAAGUGGGCCAAGUAAUAGUGAGUGACGUGCAAGUGCUCCGAUAUGGUCAGGCUGUCAAGGACCUCCAAGUGGUUCAUCUGGCCGGUGAAGCGAGCAAAUUAGUCGUUAUCGCAGACUCCGAGAUACGGGCAGUACCGCUUCAUCACUGCGACAGCCCGGCAGCAGCAAACUCCUGCGUCGCCUGCGUCGCACUUCAGGAUCCGCAUUGCGCUUGGGAUGCCACGAUGGAUUUGUGCGUCGCUGUGCCAACUAAGUUACACGACAACGACGCCAGCAAAACCCUAUUCCAGGAUAUUAUCAUUGGAAAGCACAAGGGAUGUGGAGCACAACAAGUGAAUGUUGACUUGGACUUGGCGAAGCCCGUGCCUCCAGUGAUGCCCCCACGAAUCGGGAUUGGCGAGCAGCCCGACGAACGUGACAAUGAAAUCGUCAUCGAAUUGGAUCGUGAAAAUCAGUACAGUCGAACUCAACCACGAGCUAAUGAACCUCAAGGAGUAACAGUUACGCCGGUUGUGUACUCAGCUCAAACAUUAACUGGUGCACUCAUUGGUACUUGCUUCUUUUCGCUGAUUGCCGGGUUUGCGUCGGGAUUUUGGUUUUCCCAACGGCUCCGUGGCGCGCCUUAUCCCGAUCCACCGGAGCAGCGUCAGCAACUUAACCGUCUGACAGAGAGCUCGGAAUCCCCAGCGGGUUUCAAUAACAAGUCGAUAAAUCUCGUGCUGAAUGUACCACCAAAAAACCCAAAUGGCAAAAAUGCCAAUAGUUCGGCUGAAAACAAGCCAAUGCAAAAGGUAAAGAAGACGUAUAUAUGAUACAGAAGACGACGAGCCGUUUGAGGCUUGCCCCCGCGCGACGGAACCGUGGCUUCAAGUUCUUCCGAGGCUGCCACCGAGUCGGAAAAUUCUUACAACAACGAUCACUAUGAUUGCUACGAUUCGACACUAAAUAAGCCGCCAAGUUCAAUAGCAACCCCAGUACCACGUAGAAAUUCAUUACCACCGGCUUCAACAGUCUCAUGCAGUAGCUCGGAAAUAGAUUUAAGACACAUAACAACUACUCAUCAUCAGUCCUUUGAUCCGCCGAGUUACGAUUUAAUAGUAAAUCCCGAAUUUCUGACCGAGCGUAAUGAGGAAACACUUGAACUUAGCGGUAGAAUUUACAAUGAUCAGCGCUCUGAUACUGCAACAAGAUCAACAAGAGCCUCAACACCAGUGCCACGGUCAAAAUUAACCGAAUCUUUGGAUCAUCUAGACACCACUAGUUCACACCGUCGCAGGCAUCACAAUUUACCACGUGGAAAAUCAGAUAAUAAAUUUGUUGAUGCUUCCCGCGAGCACUACAUGGUUCCGACGCACGAGCCCAAUCGGCCAACAAGCGACAACCGAACCCUGUCGCUAUUUAAUCCUGAAUUUUUACCAAAUUUUAAUGAUAUGCUUAUGUACGUUGGACGACCAGAACUUUCAGAUCUCAAUUCAGUGUCCUUUCCCUGGAACUCUAGCGAGAUUCCUUACGGUGAUAAUAAUCCCUCGGUAAUUAUCACCGGCAAUCAUCCCCAUGUUGAACCUUCAAGAGGAUUUGGGAGUUGUAAUGCGGCUUCAUUAAGAGAAUCCAGUUAUGCCAGUUUGAACACUAUCCAGGAUCGUUUUAACCACGUGACUGGUAUUUUGGAUAAGGAAAAAAAUUUAUAUGCCAGCGGUGGUGUCGCGAAACGACAAGAUUCACCAGCGACAGCUCCCAAAAGAGGGUGCAACACAAUCGAGUACAAUUGUUGAGUUACUAGUGUGUGUGGUAAGUUAAGCUUUAUUGUCCCCUGCGUAUUGAGUGGAUCGUGCGUCGUCGAUACAGCCAUUCUAAGAGUAAGAGAAAAAAAAAACAAAAAAAAAAAAAAAAAAAAAAAAAAGAAAGAAAAAACACAUAUAAGUAAAGUAAAUAAAAAAUAUAUUAAAUGAAUCAAGUACGAGUGGUUGGACAUCGAGCAAAUAAACGAUUUUAUUGUUAAAUGUGAUACGAAUGAACUGUGUUCUAGUAGUGGCCUGUUAGGUAUUUAGAUGAAGCUAAAUAAAUUUUUUUAAAGAUUAAAUUUAAAAUAAAUAAAAUACGGUAUUCGUUAUGCGUAUAAACAAUAAUAAGCAUACUCAGCUGAUGAGGCGUGCCUUCCAUGUAUUUUUGUUGGCGUUUUGCUGAAUAGAGGAAGAAUAAGUAAGGAAAAUAAUCGGAUGAUACGGUUUAAAAGAAAAGUAUAAAUACGUUGUUAGUUAAAGUCAGUAAGACUUACACUUAGACUAAGAAAGAUAAAUAUGUGAAGAUGCUUUUAAGGAUAGCUUCGAAGAUAUAGAUAGAGUUGAUUUGUACGUAUAUAAGUGUAAGCAAAUGGCGCAAGUUCAAUAUCGUGGGUAAUGAGAUAGCUGAUCGAAAGUAAAGCUCCGAGUUUGCUGAAUUAAAUGUGGAUAUUAGUAAUAUAGUCGGUUGUCAGAUCUCGAACGUGUGUGUAUAUGUAUAAGUUACAAUCAUGGAUUAAUGGUAAUUGGUUUGGCUUGGAUCGAUCGACCUAUACAGCCUACAAGACUAUGAUGAUGAUGAUGAUGAUGAUGAUGAUGAUGACGACGACGACGGCGACGGCGAUCUACCCAAUGGCUCACUUCUAUUGGCGUAGGCUGGGGACUAGCCAACCGAAGUAGAGCUAAAUUGACUUUAACAUAUUAUGUAAAUAUAUUAUUAUACAUAUAUAAAUAUAUUUAAAGAAUUAUAAGUAUAAUUAAUUUAAUAUCUCGUCUUCGGUAAUUUUAUCUCGUCGGACAUUUGACCAUUAUUUAAACAUAUGUGUACAUAAAUAUUAUUAUUUUAUCCGGCGAGAUAGUCGAUAGGUGAGUGGGUAUAGGCAUGCGUAACCACUUUUUUGUACAUCGCUUAUUGAUAAAACCGCAUUUUACCUUUACCUUAUUCUUAUUCUUAUCCUUAUCCUUAUCCUUAUCCUUAUCCUUAUCCUUUUCCUUUUCCUUCUAAAGCCUCCUUCCUUUAUUCCUUUUAAUCCAGUAAUCCUGUGCUGCUGCGACUGUAUGGAAAUUUAUUAAAUAGUAUUCACAAAAGAUACGACCAGAAUAUGGCAGCUAUUUUACAUUUAUAUACAUAUAUAAAAGGGAGUAGUAAAAGAAUUAAAAGGCAAAAGUUGAAAAGGAGAAAUAAUGAUGAAAAAAAAAAUAAAAAAGAAAUACAUUACACGUAAAAUAAAUUUAUUGCAAUAUCGCCAUGCUCUGGAUACCUGAAAGGGACAUAAAUUAUAAAUUUAAAUCCAUUCCCGUGGGGAUAUGGUGUCGCACCCACCCUCAUCCCCUUUGGGUAUCUCAUGUUGAUUUAUCGAUUGUAAGUAGUCUAAUAAUGAAUGAAUGAUAUUAAUUAGAUUUGUAGAAUUUACCUAAAUUUAAAUAACUAACUAACACUUAAAUAAAAUCUAUUUCGGGGCAUAUUAUGUAACUAUAUAUAAAUAUAUAAAUAUAAAUGAAUAAAUAAAUAUAUAUUUGACUGUACAUGUAUAAAAAAUAAAUAAUCAUUUUAAUAGACAAAAUUUGAGUACCCCGGAAUUACGUGUACAGAAUAAAAAUAUUUGAAAUAUGAUAAUUUAUUGAAAAUAAUAACGGAGCAUUAAAGUUGUAAUUAAUACUAAUAGCUCUCGAUUAGCAUGAUCGAGUAAUUUAUUAUUGAUGAUGUAUAAGGUAAUAAAAUAUUUUGUUAUUUUUAAAAUUAAUUUAAAUAAUAAAAUUAUAUUAUCGCCUCGACGGUCAUUUGGAGUUUAUAAUCUGCUUGCAAUUAUUUAUGAUUGCGUAGCAGGCAAAAAAUUUAAUUAUAAAAUACUAAAAUUUUUCGACUAUACAAUUGUAUAAAUAAUAAUAAUAACAAUAUAAAAUUAUAAAUAAAUAUUUUAUUUACACAAUUUAGAUUAGCUGGAUAUGCCGUAUUUCAUGAUCCGUCGAUCGAUAAUCUAUUGUUUCAAUUUUUAUUUUAUUAAAUAAAACUAACAAUAAUAACAAUAAAAAUAUAUAUAUAAUCGCUACAUUCCAUUGAAAGCCAGGACUGCCAAUAGGUCGUUGCGGCAGCAACGUUCUUGCGCGAAAUUAUAUUUAAAAAAUGUUUAUUAUUAAAUUUAAAUUCAUAAUAAAAUACUAGCGAUUAUUACGCUCAAGAACCAGCUGACGUAGUGCGAUCGCAAAAAAUAAAUUUUUAAUGAAAAAAAAUACUCGGAAAAAAAAAAAAAAAUAAAUAAAUAAAAUAUUUUAGUGGCCUUUUUGUAGACGAUUUGUCUGUGCUUAUACAGAUCUCGCGCGGAGUUGACGAUUCGGAAUACGGAUAAUUAGAGAUAUAGAAGUUUAAAAUAAAAUAAAAGUUAACAAAGUGAAAGGAAAUAUGGACAGCAUUAUUCUAUUGACAUUUAUUAUUAUUAAUUGUAUCGAUGUGGACAAUAUCUGAUCAGCUUGGGUAAAAAAUAUCACAAUAACAAUAAUAAUAGUAAUGAUAUAAAUAUAUAUAGGAUAUGUGUACAACUGUCAAUUUAUUCAUCGAAAUAUCCAUUUUAUAAAGUCGAAUUUAUUGCAAUACAUAUAAUACUUUAGUUCAAUGCCGCAUUGCAUAUUCUGUACAACUACAACAUACAAAAUACAAUAAAAAAAAACAAAAAAUUUAAAUAUAAAAUGACGAUAGAUAGAUGAGAUAAGGAUAUAAGGCUCGAUGGCAGUCCAGGCACACGAUAUACGCUGUGCCAACAAAAAUAUAUUUUAUGUAAAUAGAUAUGCCAGUGAAACAAUAGAGACGCUCGUUCAAACAAAAAGUAUAAUUCAAACAUCAAACAAUAUGAGCAUUUAAAAAAUAAAUAUUUAAAUUUAACGAAUCAAUAGAGAAAAAUUGCUAAAUUAUUUACUGAAUGAUGCAAACUGAAUCAAUAUAAAAAAUAAUAAUAAACGAUUCCAUUUAAAUUUUAUCGCUAAAUUUAUUGGAAUAAUUAUCGCUUGAAGAAAUUACUGACUUUGUAAUGUGUACUAUUUUUUUUUUUUUUUUUUUUUUUUUUUUUUUUACUACAAAACGAUUCUUGAAAACGGCAACAACUAAAAAAUUGUAGAUAUAAUCGGUAGUUAAUGCAUCGAGCAUCACGUGCACAUAAUUUAUCAUCAAGACAUCUUUGCCCUGUUUUUUAAGGUAUUCUUUAUGCCAAGCAAUCAUGACAAAGCUAAUAAUAAUAAUAUUUAUAAUAAUAAAAUGCUAUUCGUACGAUUUUUUUAUAUGUAAUAAUAAAUAAUAACAAAUAAUUAUAACAAUUAACUUGAUUAUAUUUAAAUUAACUAGAAGGGGAGGGGGGGGGAGAUGCGUCCAAAACGCAAUGUACAUAUUUUAUUAUAAUUAUUAGUUAAUAUAUAUAAACAUAUAAAAGAUUUUAAUUUGCGACAUAUAUGAAAAAAAAAAAAAAUUCUUUAUAUUACUUUGCCUAAAAAUAUGUGACGCGUUACGCAGUAAGACCUUUUGUUGAGUAGACAAAUGUUCCAUGUCAUUAAUUAAUAUGUUUGUUUUCUUUUUUUUUAAUUAAAUAUAUUUAAGAUAGUUUACUAUAUUUUUUAAAGACUUUUACGCGCUUUAUGGAAUCUCAUUUACGUAGCCUCGUGAUCAUUAAAACUAUAAUAAAUAUUAAUAAUCAUGACAUUUAAGUAUCUACAUUAAACAUCCAUAUGUU
Molecule: messenger RNA, 7872 nt
Organism: Microplitis demolitor
Lineage: Eukaryota; Metazoa; Arthropoda; Insecta; Hymenoptera; Braconidae
Product: semaphorin-1A
Exons: 14
Coding region: 830-2971 (713 amino acids)
Biological process (GO): semaphorin-plexin signaling pathway; axon guidance; positive regulation of cell migration
Molecular function (GO): semaphorin receptor binding; chemorepellent activity
Source: RefSeq, a predicted model, not a curated record